Monopterus albus (swamp eel) is the source of this 4142-nucleotide messenger RNA. RefSeq names its product Sep (O-phosphoserine) tRNA:Sec (selenocysteine) tRNA synthase (gene sepsecs). Bases 141 to 1598 code for a protein of 485 amino acids. Lineage: Eukaryota; Metazoa; Chordata; Actinopteri; Synbranchiformes; Synbranchidae. Gene Ontology annotation, molecular function: O-phosphoseryl-tRNA(Sec) selenium transferase activity; tRNA binding. Gene Ontology annotation, biological process: selenocysteine incorporation; conversion of seryl-tRNAsec to selenocys-tRNAsec. The transcript has 12 exons. The record is from RefSeq and is a predicted model, not a curated record.
CACAUGACCAGCGCUCAGUGGUCAUGUGACGUGGUGACGAAGCGCCGUCACUAGUACUGCGUCUCUAUGCUGCCUCCUCUUGCUGUUGUCUCUCUGUCUUCAUACCUGUAGCUAUUUUGGAGGUGGUUUGAAACGGAGAGAUGAACAGUGAGAACUUCGCCCUGAGUGAGAAGCUCGUGUCGUCCUCCUACAUUCGACAGGGGUCUCAGGCACGACGCAGCCACGAGCAGCUCAUUAGACACUUACUGGAGCAGGGUAAGUGUCCUGAGGACGGCUGGAGCGAGAGCACUGUGGAGCUCUUCUUGAAUGAGCUGGCUGUGAUGGACAGCAAUAACUUUCUCAGCAACUGUGGAGUCGGGGAGAGGGAGGGCCGGGUGGCCUCCAGCCUGGUGGCACGACGACACUACAGGUUGAUCCAUGGCAUCGGUCGGUCCGGUGACAUCGCUGCCGUUCAGCCCAAAGCUGCAGGCUCCAGUCUGCUUAACAAGCUGACCAACUCAGUUGUGUUAGACAUCUUGAAACUUGCAGGUGUUCGGAGUGUGGCGACCUGCUUCGUCGUUCCCAUGGCAACAGGGAUGAGCUUGACUCUGUGCUUCCUGACCCUUCGUCAUCGGAGACCCAAGGCUCGCUAUAUCAUUUGGCCUCGCAUCGAUCAGAAGUCCUGUUUCAAAUCCAUGAUCACAGCAGGGUUUGAACCGGUGGUGGUGGAGAACGCUCUUGAAGGAGAUGAGCUGCGGACAAACUUGGAAGCAGUCGAACGUAAGAUAGAGGAGCUUGGAGCCGAGAACAUCCUGUGUGUUCAUUCGACAACAUCCUGCUUCGCCCCACGAGUCCCUGACAGGCUUGAAGAGCUGGCUGCUAUGUGUGCCAAAUAUAAUAUUCCCCACAUAGUUAACAAUGCAUACGGAGUGCAGUCGACCAAAUGCAUGCACCUUAUACAACAGGGGGCCCGUGUGGGGAGAAUUGAUGCCUUUGUACAAAGCUUGGACAAGAACUUUAUGGUCCCAGUAGGUGGCGCCAUUAUCGCAGGCUUUGAUGAGUCCUUCAUACAGGAGAUAAGCCAGAUGUACCCAGGUCGAGCAUCGGCCUCACCCUCCCUCGACGUCCUCAUUACGCUUCUCACUCUGGGAGCCAACGGCUACAAGAAACUCUUGUCAGAACGAAAGGAGAUUUAUUCGUUCCUGGCUCAGGAGCUGAAGACUCUGGCCUCUGCACAUGGGGAGAGAUUGCUUCACACCCCACAUAACCCCAUUUCACUUGCCAUGUCUCUGGAUGGUCUCCAGGCCCAGAGUGAGAAGGCAGUGACACAGCUGGGCUCAAUGCUGUUCACCCGGCAAGUGUCAGGAGCCAGGGUAGUGCCUCUGGGCAAGGAGCAGGUCAUCAGCGGGUACACGUUCCACGGCUUCAUGUCGCACUCUGAGGCGUACCCCUGCCCCUACCUCAACACCGCCUCAGCUGUGGGCAUCACUCGGGAAGACGUCACUCUGUGCAUGAAACGGCUCGACAAAUGCUUGAAGACUCUGAAGAAAGAGCAAAGUGCGGUUACAGGUGGUUCCCCGGUGCCCCCAGCGAGCCAGGAGGACGCUCCUGGAGAAUGACUCAAAUAGGAACAUUUCAGUCGGCAAAGUGAAUUCUGUUUAGCCUGAGCUCUCUGCUGCCUGCACUUCAUUUUCAUUUUAUACAAACUGCUUUGAAUGGUACUUGCUGUCAGAUUAUCAGUCCCGACACUAAGAGACUCAGAGUUUCACUCAGCACCGACAGCUGGUGAUGAAACUGUGUGCAGGUGGUCAUUAAACACAACAAGGACACAGGCUGGUGUUGCUGAUUAAUGCCCUGCUCUGUGAAGGUGUGCUAAUUAGUAGGUACUGAAAGAGCAAAUGCAUCUCAGGACCAGAUGUUGCAUACAAGCCACUGAUCUAAGUUGGAUCCAAGCAUCUGCAACGCUGCUUUACUUAAUUUCCAGAAGUGCUGCUUAAUGGUAACUGGACUUGGAUGAGUGGAAUUAAAACUAGAUUAUGGAUCUCUCAUUUACAACAUUCUUUACUCCUCGCGUGUCAUUUUUCCUAAUGAAAGCCUCACGUAGCCUCUUUACUGGAUACAGUAUUCUAUAAGGUAGCCAGUCUUUCAGUUUGAAAUCAUCUGUGGUUCAUCUUUUCUUUGCUAAUACCAGACAGUCUGUUUCAUUCUGUUUUGAGAAGACAUCAGGACUGUUUUUCAUUCCCUGAUAUAUGAAAUGAUACAGCUUUAUAGUGUAGUAUGUUGUGCCAUCCUCUGCAGUGUACCGUAACGUGAUACGACUGCUGUUGAUCCGUUAACUCAAUUUGAAGCCUGCGUGUUGGAUGAGCUCCUGUUUUCUCAGGCUCGAUAGUGAGUAACAGCUAUUCAGUGCAGUACAUCAAACACAGAUAACUUGUGUGUUAAGUGUGGAAAAUGUUGGCGUCUGUGCAGCUGUUAACGUUCAUACUGUAUUGUACUGUUAAACAAUGGAAGAUGAAUUUGGAUUUCAGUAGGAACCACAGCAGGGAGUUUAUCUUGAAUCAGACAAGGUGAAGUUUUUCUUAGGUCUUUUGUCUUAAUUCCCGGCUCUUCAGUCUCGCUCAUUAAGAAGCAGAGCAGGUAAUGCCCCGAGGCCCAAAAAAGACUCCCACUAAAGCCUCUCUGGCUGAUGACUAAUCUACAUGUCGAUACUGCACUGUCUGAGUUCUCCCUGUGCCCUCCUCUUCCUCUGCUGCAGAUUGUCAGGGCUGAUUAUCUGUGAAAAGUAUAUGCUACCAUGUUCUGGAGUUCUAACACUUGGGUAUGGAUCAGAACUGGAAGUACAGACCUUGGUGUUUCUGUGCUGGGCCCAGGUGUGCUUGGAUAAGGCAGUGUACACACUGAGCACGUGUUGGUUUUUCUCCUGCAGUUAGAAAUGCAAGUCAGAAUAGAUGUGUAGCACGAGCAGAACCAAUCCGCCCAGCAGCCUUUUGAAAGUGGGCUGGAGUUGGAUAAGGGUGCAGCGUCAGCACUUUUUCCACCGUUCCCCAGCUGUACUGAGCCUUUAACAAACUCCGGUGGAAAAACACCGUGCACUGUGGCAGAGCUGGAACGGCGCAGCACGCUGACAAGCAGAAGUGGCUUUAAUGGAAGAGCUGCUUUGUAAUGCUGCACUUCAUCAGCUGCAGUAUUUGGUUCACAUGAACAAAUGUAUCACCGUCUUAAUGUGCAGAGAUGUUAAACACGUCUUCUUGUCCAGUCUCAAACCCUACCUGUCACCAUUUUGCUGUGUUUGAUCUUUGCUGAGGUUGCAGAGAUACUGUGGGGACAGACAGAGUCAUGUCAUUUAAUUUUUGUGCUGGACAGGUUUAAGUGAUCCCCCUUUAUUGAUCAAACCUGGGCUACGAUGGAGAAACACUGCACAUGGUAUUAUGUUUUGUUUAUAAGAUCAGGUGAUUGAUUGUGUUUUCUUAUGUUUAAAUGACAGAAGAUGCUUGCUGCCUCUGGUUUCCCUCUGUGUCUGUUUACCUUCAUCCAUCCUCACCAAAAUAGACCGCCUUUAAAACUGCUCUUCACACACACAAUCCUAAGUUGAAGUACUGCAGGAAUAUUGGUUGCAUGACAAAUGACUCUCAGCAGCUGCCAGGUAAAGUUCAGUAGUGACAGAGGCCACGGUUCAGGAGCCGGGUACCAAACUACCUCCACAGUCAUGGAUCACAAGUAGAGACAUCACUGUGGCUGGUUUAUAUUGUAAGAACCAACCUGCUGCUGCAACCAUGCCAAUGAAAUCAGCCUUGUCAGCUUCUGAAUUAUGCAGUAGUACGGACCUGGGCUCAUUAUGAGCUUACUGUAAACUUUAAAGUUUCUCAACUAGUCCCAUUAUUAAAUGCAGGUCUGCAGGACUAGCCAAGCAACAGUCUGCACCCCCUGUGCAAAGAUCCUUUGUGAACCUAUGAUCUCCAGUAGCACCUGACGUAUCAAAGAACAAACUAAAACCGGAUACUGUAGGCCCGAUGUGUGAUAGGAAAUGAAAACGAAACUGAGAAAUCAUUCACCACACUGACAACUUUUUGUUUUCACUCAUGAUUUAAAAGAAAAGGUUCACAUGUGGGUUAUGCAUGUUACAACCAAAAUGAAGGAGUUUCUACUUUGCUUCUCUUUUAUUC